Messenger RNA from Talaromyces marneffei, 1563 nucleotides. RefSeq lists its product as uncharacterized. Lineage: Eukaryota; Fungi; Ascomycota; Eurotiomycetes; Eurotiales; Trichocomaceae. Bases 1 to 1563 code for a protein of 520 amino acids. Gene Ontology annotation, biological process: transmembrane transport. The record is from RefSeq and is a predicted model, not a curated record. The transcript is spliced from 9 exons. Gene Ontology annotation, molecular function: transmembrane transporter activity. Gene Ontology annotation, cellular component: membrane.
AUGACAAGACACGAGGAGAAAAGGCCAACAUCGGCAUCCAAUAACGCCAUCGAGAGGGAAGUUAAUCAUGCCAACGACAACGAUACUGUCUCGAGCAAGACACGGGAUACAAGUCGAAUAUGGGGAGUGCGAUUACCGCCGUAUUUCGAUUCCGACCCCGAGUCUGCAGUCAAACGGAAAUUAGAUUUGGUUCUUUUGACGUAUACGGCUUUAUCGAUUUUUAUCAAGAAUCUAGAUAAUACAAAUAUUUCUAAUGCAUAUGUCUCGGGAAUGCAAACAGAUUUGCACCUCUACGGCAAUCAACUGAACAUUUUUGGCACUAUGUUCAACUGUGGCAUUAUCGUCGGUGCUGUUCCUCUCAUCCUCUUAUCAACUCACAUCCGCCCAUCAAUACUGAUGCCGACAUGUGAACUUUGCUGGUCCAUCCUGGUCAUGGGCAUAGCAGGUGCCAAGGAUUAUCAAACCAUCUAUGGCCUGCGAUUUUUCAUUGGAUUUUUCGAAGCCAUUGCAUUUCCGGGGUUCGCAUCUCUACUUGCCGCAUGGUAUACGCCCGCCGAACUCGGCAAGAGAAUGGCGAUAUAUGAGGUGUCGCAGAAUGUUGCGGGCAUGUUCAGCGGGUAUAUUCAGGCUGGGUUGUAUGCUCACAUGAAUGGGAGAGGGUUGGCUAGUUGGAGAUGGCUUUUCAUUUUCGAUGGAAUCAUCUCACUUCCAAUUGCUAUAUGGGGAUUCUGGGCUAUUCCUGACCAGCCAAAGGAUUCUAAGGCAUGGUGGUUAGAUUGCGAGGACCGAACAAUUGCAAUCGAGCGCAUGGACCGUGUAGGCCGCAAACCCCUGAAGAAGGUCAAUUGGACACGCUUCAAAGGAAUAUGGAAGACGUGGCAUGUCUAUCUUUUUGUUAUCUGUUAUGUCUUCUACGGUGCAUUCUCCUGGGGUGAUAGCUACUUUGGACUCUGGCUUCAAUCGCUCAAUAAAUACAGUGUUGAGAACAUCAACAAUAUCCCGACAGCUGGACAGGGGGCUGCGGUAGUCAAUUCUAUACUAAGCGGAUUCAUAUCGGAUUGGCUAGUGAAUCGGCCUUUGAUGAUUAUCACUAACAUGAUGAUAUGUCUUCUGGGAAACGCCUUCCUAGCAGUCUGGACCGCCCCAACGGCCCUCAAAUUCGUCGGCUAUAUCUUCAUCACCACCGGACUACCCGCGCAAUCAUUAACAAUGACCUGGUUGAGCGAGGUAUGUCAGGGAAACGCAACGCUACGUGGACUCAUCGUCUCUAUCGGAAACACAUUCAUCUACGCCAUCAACGCGUGGGCUUUGGUACUACUAUUCCCGGCUUCUGAUGCGCCACAUUACAGGUAUGGAUACCAGAUUUGCGCUGGUAUGAUCGGUGUAGGGGUGGUUAGUGUCUUUGUGAUACUCUAUGCGAUAUGGGCGGAUAUCAGAUCGGGUAGAGCCUGGAGGAAUCAGAUUGGAUUGUUGGAGUAUCGGCGGUGGAUUAGGGAAUCGGAAGAGGAUGGGAGUGAGGACGAAACUCAAAAUCCAACAUUGCCGACACAUGUACAGUCAUAG